This is a messenger RNA of Seminavis robusta, 1356 nucleotides long. The record is from the annotation of a GenBank genome assembly. Lineage: Eukaryota; Bacillariophyta; Bacillariophyceae; Naviculales; Naviculaceae.
AUGGUUGGCAUUCAAAGAGUGGUCCGCGAUAAGCUCAAGGGUAGCCUCUAUGGCAUGCUGGUGGGAGACGCCGUCGCAGUUCCGGUGCACUGGUUCUAUUCGCCCAAGAAUAUUCGCAAAGAAUAUGGAGAAAUCACCGAGAUUGUCGCCUCCAAACCCAACCAUUCCGAGUCCAUGCUCCAAGGAAUGAGUUAUCAAGGUGAUAUUGACAUUAUGCACAAUAAUGCUCACUUCUAUGAAGGAAACAAGCUUGCCCAAAAGGCUCAGGAGGUCAAAACGAAGGAAGAAGAACAAGCCCUCCGGGAUGAUCAUGGCAAUUUCGUUGGUGCCAAAGCAUCCGACCGUGUUCAUUAUCAUCGCACGCUGCUCAAGGGCCAGAACACUGCUAAUGCCUGCAUUGCCCGAUUGGCCAUGCGAUAUUUGGCAUCCUCCAACGCCGGCGGAUCAGAUCGGUACAACCCGGACGAAUUCUUGGAGAGUCUGUACAACUACAUGGUCACUCCUCCUCCCAAAAACACUCACGACGACAAGGAUCAGCUGGUCAACCAUAAUGAUACCUACCUAGAUGUUUACCUACGAGGAUUCUUCACCAAUGCAUCAAGUGGAAAAGCAUUGCGUGAUUGUGCCAAAAAUCAGAGAGAAAGCUGGUCCAUUGGCAGCAUUGAUGGAGUUGGAAUGUGCAUUCCCAUGAUUGUGGCAUAUGCCAACGAGCCAGAAUGGUACGUCAUGGGACGAGCCGUCGAGCAUGCUCAUUUGACUCAUAAGAGCAUCACCGUAACCGCCACGCUGGCCAUUUUGGUACCCUUGUUGCUCGAAUUGUUGCGUCAACCAAUUCCUGCCACAUCCGAAGAAGCCGCCAACAAUCUGCGCCAAGCCUUGGAUCGAGCCAUGUUGAAAAUGUCACCACCCAAGAUUACGGGCCGUGAAAUGCGUGAUUCCUAUGUCAACAAUCGAGGUCCCGGCAACAUUCCCAAAGCUCAAAAGUGGAAGCAACACAUGGAACUAGAUACUUCGGAAACCACCAAGGAAUUUAUCCAUCGCAUGUUGGAGGUGGAAAAUGAUGAGGAUGUGGCGGGAUUUGGAGAAAGAGAGGCAUCCCGGCUUUCUACGGCGUGCUACUGCGAGCAAACCUUUACGGUAGUCUUGUUCUUGGCUUACAAGUACGCUCACGAUCCUAAAAAGGCAUUGCUGCAGAAUGUCAUGAUUGGAGGACACUCAACAUCCCGCGGCAUGGUGUUGGGGGCCAUCUUGGGCGCAGCUCAUGGUUAUGAGGCAAUUCCUUUUCGAGAGGAUUUGUGCGCCAAGUCCUCCAUUGAAAAGGAAGUGACGGAUUUGGCAGCGACAGUCGUGCAAUAG